Panonychus citri (citrus red mite) is the source of this 1339-nucleotide messenger RNA. RefSeq names its product mortality factor 4-like protein 1. The record is from RefSeq and is a predicted model, not a curated record. Gene Ontology annotation, cellular component: NuA4 histone acetyltransferase complex; nucleus. The coding region runs from base 262 to 1230 and encodes 322 amino acids. Lineage: Eukaryota; Metazoa; Arthropoda; Arachnida; Trombidiformes; Tetranychidae. The transcript has 7 exons. Gene Ontology annotation, biological process: chromatin organization; regulation of DNA-templated transcription.
CUAUUAUUUUAUGUUAAUUAUAAUUUAAUUGUUCUCUUGUUGCUAAUUAAGGCUGUCGCUUGAUCGGGACUUUGAAUUUCUUUCAGAUUAUUUGAAAAUCGCUUUUAAAAGCCAAUUUUUAUUUUCUACCUUGUGGAUUAACUUUGAUUCUUAGACUUUUUUUGUCUUUUCAUUUGUUUACAAGAUUAAUUGUCAUUCUAAUUGUUUAAUUAGUCCAUUUUUCACUUUCUAUUUAUUGGUUAAUUGCUUCUCAAUCUACCGAUGGCUCCUAAAUAUAAAUUCCAAGAAGGUGAAAGAGUCCUCUGUUUCCAUGGUCCGAUUCUUUAUGAAGCUAAGUGUGUUCAAAUACAAGCAAAGGAUAAGAAUGUCAAGUAUUUUGUCCAUUAUCAAGGUUGGAAUAAAAGUUGGGAUGAAUGGGUUCCCGAAAGUCGAGUCCUAAAAUACAACGAAGCCAAUGUACAAAAACAAAAGGAAAUCCAACAAGCCCAAGCUGCCGCAAAACCAAAGGGUAAAAGUCGUAAGAGAACCAGCGGAGAUAAAGAGGCCACGAGUACACCGAAAAUUGAGAAAAGUGGUAAACCCAAAUCAGGAACAACUCCAGGAGGUCCUUUGGUUACAACUCCAAUCGAAACUAAAGAAGUCGGAGAAAAAGAAACUGGUGGUAAAAAACGUCGAACCAAAGUUGACCAGACUACCGAAGAUCUUCAGAAUCUUCCGGAAGUGAGAAUUUUCAUUCCUGAAGAGUUGAAAAAAGUUCUCAAAGAAGAUUGGGAAACAAUAAACAAGAAUAACAAAUUGGUUCUAAUUCCAGCACAAAAAUCGGUUGACGAUAUUCUAGAAGAAUAUGUCAAUUUCAAAAAGAAAGAAUUAACACUGACCCCACCCAAAAUAAGCGUAUUCUUCGAGAUAACCAACGGAAUUCGUGAAUAUUUCAAUAUAAUUCUUGGAACUUUACUUCUGUACAAACCUGAACGAGAACAAUUUGAUCAAGUGAGAAAAGAUGGAGAAGAUGAAAUUCUCCCCUCAUCAAUUUACGGUUUCGUCCAUUUGAUUAGACUUUUCACGAAAUUUGGUAAUUUAUUUGCUCACUCACAUUCUGAUGAGAAAACAAUCCAAGUAUUGAUUCCACAGUUCGACGAUUUCCUCAGCUAUUGUGCCAAAAAUGUCACCAAUUAUUACUCCAAAGAUGAAUAUGCCUCAUCAUCUGUAACCGAAUCUCCCAAAAAAUGAUAACUCAUAUUUUCUUAUCGAUUUCAAUCAAAGUGAAGAACUAAAAAUAUCAAUUUAGUUCUUCACUUUGAAUAAUAAAUAAAAUCGACCCUUUCUAAUCCAAAGUAAA